This is a messenger RNA of Macrosiphum euphorbiae (potato aphid), 333 nucleotides long. The record is from the annotation of a GenBank genome assembly. Lineage: Eukaryota; Metazoa; Arthropoda; Insecta; Hemiptera; Aphididae.
AUGUUGCAUAUGGAGCUCGUGGGUUUAUUACUAGAUAAGAUAAAACUAAUACGGACCCGAUGUCUUAAUACUCAAGAACAUUGUAAUAUUAUAUUAUACACAGUUUAUUGCAAGUUAUCGUCGUUCACUGCAGAUGCAUUCAUGUUGACAUAUUACUUGGUCUACAUGUUGUGCUGGUAUACUCUGGUCCGGCAGUUGAGAGGACAGGCUGGAAAUACGAACUUGAUGAAUACCAUGGAUACUGUGUUCAGGCUGCCUGCAGGUACUACGGUUCCGGACUAUGACGACUUACGAUUCGAGUUGCAGAGGACUUCAACGGUACCGAUAACUUAA